UUUAAUAGUUAUCUUUUAUCUUUUAUCAUUUAUUAUUUAUCAUUUAUCAUUAAAAUUAUAAUAGUAUUUAAGCAAUAUUUUUACUAAAAUAAAAAAAUUUAAUCUUAGAAAAAUGAGGUCAGCUCUUUUAUUUUUACUUUUACUAUGCAGUUUUGGAUUUAUAAAAUGUCAGGAUACCUUAGUAUUGUCAGCUACCAUUUAUGACCAAAGUCCUUUAAGAAAUCCCGAUUUUGAAAUUCCAAAUGCACCAAAUGCUGUUGUUCAGGAUAUAGUUUUGCAAAAUCUUGGUUCAGAUCAAACCCCAGUUUAUUGCUGUGGUGAUACUCCAGUUACUUUUGGUAACCAAAUUGUAGUGCAUAACUCCACAACAUUUGCAAGUUGGUUUCAUCUUAUUGACGGUGUUAGUUAUGCAAUUCCAUACUCUUUAACUUUGGUUAAAGGUGAUGAUGAUCUCUAUAGAUAUCAAUCAAGUUCUUUCUUCCCAAUCGAUGGAUUGGGCUUCGCAAAUCAAACUCUUUUCCCAGGCGAACCAACUUAUAACGGCCACAAUUAUCAUUUUUGCAUGAAAAUUCAUUAUGGUUUUACAUAUCAUGGUGGAGAAUACUUUACUUUUGCUGGAGAUGAUGACGUUUGGGUAUUCUUUAAUAAUGUUUUAAGAAUUGAUAUUGGUGGUUUACAUACAUCAGCAUCAAGAAGUGUUUAUGUAGAUGACCUUGGUCUAACCGUCGGAGAAACUUAUCCAUUCGAUUUCUUUUAUUGCGAAAGACACACCUGGGAAUCUAAUCUAAAUAUUAUUACCAAUUUGAACUUUAGCUGUCUCUAUUAUGAUGCUUGUGGUGUUUGCCAAGGUAACAACGAUACAUGUUGUCAAGUUCGUCAAUGUGAUUUAAUCAAUCAUUGUUUAGAGCCAGUUUGUGGUGAAGAAACCAACUUUGAAUGCCAAUACAAUGCAGUUACUUGCGACGAUAACGAUGCAUGUACCUCUGAUAGUUGUGAUGUUGGUUUCGGUUGUCUUAAUUUCCCAGUUCAGUGUUGGGAUGGAAACCAUUGUACCGAAGAUUAUUGUGAUGGUGCCAGAGGUUGCGUACAUACUCCUAUUGCCAAUUGUUCAGAUUGUCCACUUACAGGUUGUAUAUCAAAUGAUGCUUGUGUAUUAAUGGAAUGUGAUCCAACCAAUUCUACCAAUUGUAUUUCAAGAGCAAUUAAUUGUUCGAAUUCAGAUCCAUGUAUCGAUUCAUUUUGCUUGGAUGGGGAAUGUGUAUACGAAUAUACUUGUAAUGUUACUGUAUCACCAAGUGAUACACCAUCUCAUUUACCAAUUUCAACACCAUCAAUUGAACCAACCCCAACACCAACUGGUACACCAAUCCCAGAACCACCAACAUAUCCUCCUGCAUACCCAGCUCCAAAGGAUUUACCAUUACACUGUUUACGUUGUGAAGAUCUUAACUGUGAUUCCGAAUUUUUGAGAUGUACAUAUAUUAAAAAUGAAUCAUUCGAAUCUGAUGAAAAUUGUUCAGAUUGUUGUUCUUGGACUCCAACAUGUUAUUAAAAAAAAACAAAAAAAAAACAAAUACUCAAUAACCCAUUUUUUAAAAACGAAUAUUUAUAGCUUUAUUUUUCAAUAAUCUAUUUACAAAGACAAAUAAAAUAAAUAAAAUUAAAAUUCUUUUCUCACUUUU
Dictyostelium purpureum is the source of this 1682-nucleotide messenger RNA. RefSeq lists its product as uncharacterized. The transcript has 13 exons. The record is from RefSeq and is a predicted model, not a curated record. The coding region runs from base 113 to 1552 and encodes 479 amino acids. NCBI's taxonomy places the organism in Eukaryota, Evosea, Eumycetozoa, Dictyosteliales, Dictyosteliaceae. Gene Ontology annotation, cellular component: extracellular region.